AGGUAAGUAGUCUUGCUGGCAUCCUCCUGGCUUCAGCCUGCCUUUGCUGGUUGGCGUAGUUUCUGCAUCGUUGCGGUUUACGGUCACCUCACAGUUGUCAAGGUUUUUCUCUGCUACUUGUCGACUUCUUCUCCUGCUCUUCUAAUCAUGUCCGACCCCGACUCAUCGUUGGCCUAUGACCAGCCCGAACAGGGUUCGCAAGAUCACCUACCCGUCGAGAGUGCGCAUUGGAAUAACAAUUACUAUGGAAGACCUCUAAACGGUCAACAACACUGGGCGCCGGCACAGUACGCACCACAAGAUCCUGCUGAUUACUAUGGUGCAAACAACCAUCUUCCAAACCCUGCCUUCACGCGACACCCCAAUCUCUCCGUUCCUUCCCUGCCCUCCCACAGUCAAAGAUCAGAAUAUGACGACGUGCCGCCACUCCCCAACUUCAAUCCCUCAUCUAUCGUAGACAGCAUAAACGCAAUGCGCUUGAGUGAUCCCGUGCCGCGUGGGACAAGCGCAAUGUCCUACAGCUCUGACCCUGCUCCUCGUGCAGGAACUUCCAUGUCAAUGCAAUCCCUCUCCCCCGGUCACCGUGGUCCAUACCCGCCGCGAUAUGCGAGCACGUUACCAGCAGCGCCUAACGUGAAUGUUAUCCGUCCCCUACGAGUUCGACAACCAGCCGAACGUUCACACACAGUCGAUGAAGCCUCACUUUACUCUAGUGAUCGCCAUAGUGGCGGAUACAGAGAUGCCGUCGAGACGAGUAGCCUCUCCGCGGAUACAGAUGUCGUGGAUAUGUAUAAUUACGACAAUCAAAGCUCUGCGCCGAGUGGAUACCCUUCCUCAGAAAGCUCCGCUACACCUUAUUCUCAACCCCCACCAUAUCCACAGAGACAGUUUCAAGUUGGGCGGCAGGGUGCACAGACUGGUCUGCCUCCCGCCUACUAUCCUCCUGGCCCAGGUCCUACGCACCCCGGUCCCUCUCAUCCGGAUGAAUAUGAUCAUCUAUAUGCUGCCGCAUCUGACGUCCUUGGUAUGGGUCUACCACCACCACAGCACCACAUGCCGGUCUAUCCCGCCGGUCCUGCGUAUGGAAGCCAAGUAUCUCUUCCUUUAAGCCAGGUAUCACUUCCUUUAAGCCAAUCUACACCUUAUCUUGCUCCCCCCGGUUCGGGACCUUAUGGCGGUAGUCCUGGGAUGUUGCCCUACGGCGCCCCUCCUAACUCGUCGGUGGCCCAAGGGCUGGAUGACCCCGAGUUCGAGCUUCGGCCUACAUCAUUACAACGUUCUGCUACCUCCGCAUCAGUUGAUCCACGCACCAGGAAAACGAAGGCAGUUGAUCUCACGGCCCCCCCGUUCACGAAGGAGUACAUCGACCAGUACCGACAGCGCAUUAAGGCUGAUCCAGACCCAGAAGCUCAUUUUUUGUAUGCAAAAUACCUGAUAGAUGCUGCUAAGAAGAUAGGAGCGGAUGCCAAGGACCAACGGGCUGUGAAGAAGUAUCGUGACUUACUCGAGCAGAAGGAAGCUUAUGACGAGGCACAGUUCUUCUUAGCCAACUGUUUCGGGACGGGUUCUCUGGGUCUCCAAGUGGACCAUGAGCGUGCGUAUCACCUGUACCUACAAGCCGCAAAACAGAAUCACGCAGCAGCUUCAUACCGCGUCGCUGUCUGUAACGAAAUUGGAGCAGGCACACGACGGGAUCCACAACGGGCUUCUGCGUUCUACCGGAAGGCAGCAUCACUGGGUGACACUGCCGCAAUGUACAAGUUGGGCAUGAUUCUUCUACUUGGGUCUUUGGGAGAGCAGAAGAACCCAAGAGAAGCUAUCAACUGGUUGAAACGGGCUGCGGAGCAAGCCGACGAGGAAAAUCCACAUGCACUACAUGAACUCGCCAUGCUUCACGAAAUGCCAAACUCGCAACUGGUUAUUCACGAUCCCGCGUAUGCCAAGUCACUAUAUGAACAAGCUGCGCGCCUGGGUUAUACACAGUCCCAGUACAAGCUCGGACAAUGUUACGAGUACGGCACGCUGACAUGUCCUGUUGAUCCUAGGCGAUCAAUAGCAUGGUACACCAAGGCAGCAGAGAAAGGGGACUCCGAGGCUGAGCUGGCUCUCAGCGGAUGGUAUCUGACAGGGAGUGAGGGUGUUUUGAAGCAGAGUGACUCUGAAGCGUAUCUAUGGGCACGUAAAGCUGCCAACAAGGGCCUGAGCAAAGCAGAAUAUGCUGUGGGGUACUAUGCCGAGGUGGGGAUCGGAAUCAAGCAGGAUAUUGAGUUCGCCAAGAGGUGGUAUAUGAGAGCAGCAGCGCAAGGGAACAAGCGAGCCAUGAACCGGCUGACGGAGAUGAAGCGUAUGGGUAAUAAGCGCUCCAACGUUGGACGGCCAACACGACAACAAGCCAAAGAUGAAUGUGUUAUCUGCUAGUAACCCUGGAUGAUUGCUAUCAUGUUCGCUGUCCUUUUUCCCGAUGGUCGCCCGUCCUUAAUUAUUAUCAUUGGCUUCUCGGCUGAUCAUUGAACACUCUGGAUAUUGAUAUUGCAUGUAUCUGCUGUCGAUGUUUUGCAGCCUGGCUAUGUUACUAACUAAGUAUGAGCUACCUGAACGUUCAGAAUCAUAGCAAGCAGUAUUGUCAC
Suillus paluster is the source of this 2627-nucleotide messenger RNA. RefSeq lists its product as uncharacterized. Gene Ontology annotation, molecular function: protein binding. The record is from RefSeq and is a predicted model, not a curated record. Lineage: Eukaryota; Fungi; Basidiomycota; Agaricomycetes; Boletales; Suillaceae. The transcript is spliced from 5 exons. The coding region runs from base 148 to 2418 and encodes 756 amino acids.